UAAAUGUUUAACAUGGUAAUGAGCCAACUUUGAGAAGAAAGUUGCUACAAAGCUAAGGCAUGUGAUUGCUUUUGAAUGAUUUUUUGCAAAAUUUUGAUUAUGUAUUGCAUACAAAGGAAUGCAAGUGAAACACAGGUUUGAUAUUUUUCUUUUGUUUCUUUUUUUUCUCUUUGAAACAAUGAUAAGAUUCCUUCUCAUACUUAAUCUAAAGAUGAAAGAUUUUCAAGAAUUCAAAAGGAAUGACAUUUAUUUUUAAAGGAAGAAUAUCCUUUAGUUCUGCAACCUUAAGGACUGUAAGCUCCACACUACACGGUGAAAGUGAAAGUCGCUCAGUCGUGUACGACUCUUCGUGUCCUACUCUUUGCGACCCCAGGCACGGUAGUCGGCCAGGCUCCUCUGUCCAUGGAAUUCUCCAGGCCAAAAUACUGGGCUGGGUAGCCGUUCCCUUCUCCAGGAGAUCUUCCCAACCCAGGGACUGAACCCAGGUCUCCCGCAUUGCAGGCGGAUUCUUGACCGUGUGAGCCACCAAGAGUACCUCUGGAAAAGGCAGUUCCGUUAUCAGGAGGUGGCCGGACCCGAAGAGGCGCUGAGCCGGCUCAGGGAACUUUGUUGUCGAUGGCUGAGGCCCGAGGUGCACUCAAAAGAGCAGAUCCUGGAACUGCUGGUGCUGGAGCAGUUCCUGACCAUCCUGCCUCAGAAGCUCCAGGCCUGGGUGCGGAAGCACUGCCCGCAGAGCGGGGACGAGGCGGCCACCUUGGUGCGGUCUCUUCAGAGAGAGCCUGCUGGGACCUCACGCCAGGUUCGGAAACCAGAAUUGAGAGCAAAGAGUUGAUUCCAAAGCAAGAAAUUCUAGAAGAAGUGGAGCCUCCAGGGCAGCUACAAGGAUUUCAGGAGAAGGCCCCCCUAUCUUCUGAGUGUGGUGACACCCAGCAGGACAGGGGAGAGAAGCCCUUGGGAGACCCCUCAUCGCUGAAAUGUGACGAUUCUCCUGCAGAUCAGGGAGUCACCCACAUCUCAGAUCUCAGGAACGGCCCCAGGGAAGAAGAUGUCAAAAACAAUGAAUUCAGGACCAGUGCCGAGAGUUCAGACUUUGUUCCUGGUCAGUACAUCCCAACAGCAGGGAGACCCGUCACUGCGGAUGAAUAUGGGAACAACUGCCAGCACAGGUUAGAUAUGGUGAAACCUCACGAAUCUCUCGACAGUGAGGAAAAUCGCCAUCAUUCGGGCCUGUUUGAGACUCAGAAGUGGUUCCAUAAAGAAAGGCCUUACACAUGUGACACCUGUGAAAAGAGCUUCAAACAGCGUUCCGACCUCCUUAAACACCAUCGAAUCCACACCGGGGAGAGGCCCUACGGGUGUCCUGUGUGUGGGAGGCGCUUCAGUCAGAGCGCGACCCUCGUUAAACACCAGCGGACACACACUGGAGAGAAGCCCUACACCUGUCCCAAGUGUGGGGACAGCUUCCGACAGAGCUCACACCUCAGCCGGCAUCAGAGAACCCACCUGAGGGAGAAGCGCUGCACAUGUAAGGAGUGCGGGGAGACCUGCCGCACCUCCGGUCGUUUUAGACACCAGAGGACACACGAGGGGGAGCGACCCUACACGUGUGAGGAGUGCAACAAGAGCUUCAAACGCUGCUCCGACCUCUCCAAACACCAGAAGAUCCACACCGGGGAGAGGCCCUACGGGUGUUCUGUGUGCGGGAGGCGCUUCAGUCAGAGCGCGACCCUCGUUAAACACCAGAGAACUCACACCGGAGAGAAACCUUACAGAUGUCUGGUCUGUGGGGACAGCUUCAGACAGAGCUCACACCUCGUCCGACACCAAAGAAUCCACAGAAAUAAAGUGCCAUCAUUUUGACCUGC
Dama dama (fallow deer) is the source of this 1865-nucleotide messenger RNA. RefSeq names its product zinc finger protein 394 (gene ZNF394). NCBI's taxonomy places the organism in Eukaryota, Metazoa, Chordata, Mammalia, Artiodactyla, Cervidae. Gene Ontology annotation, molecular function: RNA polymerase II cis-regulatory region sequence-specific DNA binding; DNA-binding transcription activator activity, RNA polymerase II-specific. The transcript is spliced from 3 exons. The coding region runs from base 616 to 1860 and encodes 414 amino acids. Gene Ontology annotation, biological process: regulation of transcription by RNA polymerase II. The record is from RefSeq and is a predicted model, not a curated record. Gene Ontology annotation, cellular component: nucleus.